AUGAGUAAAGGAGGAGCAGCAGGCGGCGCUGUGAAGGGAGGGAAGAAGAAGGCAUCGACGUUCGUGAUUGACUGCUCAAAGCCGGUGGAGGAUAAGAUUAUGGACAUUGCUUCACUGGAAAAGUUCCUCCAAGAACGCAUCAAGGUCGGCGGAAAGCCCGGUGCCCUCGGUGACUCCGUUACUGUCACCCGCGAUAAGAGCAAGAUUACCGUCGUUGCUAACGAGACCAGCUUUUCCAAGCGGUACUUGAAGUAUUUGACGAAGAAGUAUCUGAAGAAGAACAAUGUGCGUGAUUGGCUGCGUGUGAUUGCUUCGAACAAGGAUAGAAAUGUUUAUGAAUUGAGGUACUUCAACAUUGCCGAGAAUGAGGCUGAGGAAGAAGAGUAG
Fraxinus pennsylvanica is the source of this 387-nucleotide messenger RNA. Lineage: Eukaryota; Viridiplantae; Streptophyta; Magnoliopsida; Lamiales; Oleaceae. The record is from the annotation of a GenBank genome assembly.